AUGCAAAGAACAGUCAAUCAUUACCCUGCCGAAAUCGCCUUAGCACAAUCAGAGUGCCCCUUGACUGAUCUCAAGAACCCCGACGAUAUGGUUAUAUUUGCAGAAAGCAGUGCGAAACAUCAGCGCAUCGGAAAACUGCCUCGAAGCUGCAACCUGCAGCCUAUAGACUACGUCUACGCUCUGAUAAGGGCAAGGAGAUGUGAGUCUCCUGGAGAUCUCCAACGAGGACAAGGGUGGACAGGAAAACGAUUGAACUCCUCGAUAGGUUCUGUUACGUGA
Molecule: messenger RNA, 279 nt
Organism: Necator americanus (New World hookworm)
Lineage: Eukaryota; Metazoa; Nematoda; Chromadorea; Rhabditida; Ancylostomatidae
Exons: 1
Coding region: 1-279 (92 amino acids)
Source: RefSeq, a predicted model, not a curated record